AUGACUUAUGCUCACUCUUCCACAGCAUUGAACAUGACAUCAUCGACAACGGUUGCCUUUCCAGGGGAAGGGUCAAACGUAACGUCCGCCUCAAGCAAAGUGCGGAAUGGAAUCAUAGGCCAGGAAUUCAGUGAAUGGUUCAGGGUCAUCGUGGAUGUCUGGAUCAGCUCUAUUCUCUCCGCGCUUGGAGUGACCACCAACGCCCUGGUCAUCGCUGUGUUUACUAAACAAGGCUUCAAAGAAAACAUCGCCAUCUCGAUGACUGCCAUUGCCGUUUGGGAUUUUCUAAAGUGCCUAUGUGGCCUCUUAGGCCGGCUGUACUGGACCAUGAGCCUGGCUGACACAGUCUUCGGAAAGAUGUGGCUGGAAUUGUCUGCUAUUCUACUCAGCUACUUACACAGUUUUAUGGGGUUCGUGUCUUGCGCUCUGGCAGCUUAUGUCUCCACAGAGCGAUGCUUGUGUGUCAGCAUGCCCUUCAAGGUUAAAGACAUAUUCACUAGAAGGUUGACCAUUACCAUGAUGAUGAUCAUAUCUACAGUUGUCUUCGGUUCUUUCAUGGUGGUAUUCCCUCUCUGGGAAAUUACAGUAAUCUUCGACCCCGGUCGAAACGCAAGUAUAACCACCUUGGCUUUCAGCGAUUUCCACAGCCGUUUUGGUGUACCCGUAUUGUUGUACUACAACAUAAUAAGCAUUUUCUGGCCGUUAUCAAGCUUUGUUUUUAUAGUCGUCAAUGCUGCUAUAAUUGUACACCACUUGCAGAAAUCUUCCGACUUCCGUGGGAACAAUGUGAAGGAACAAGAGAAUCAGAUGUCCUCUAGGGAUUUGCAAGUUGUCAAAAUGCUCAUGGUCAUCAUCGCCGUUUACAUCGUGAAUCCGUUCCCGCGAAUUGUCCAGUAUUUUGCGAGAUUCUUUGAACCUGAGUUGUAUAUUCGCAUGAGGUAUCAGAACAUGUUCAUAGUUAUGAUUCAUGUCGUCUUUGUUUUUGACUUUCUCAAUGCGUCUACCAACCUCUUUAUUUUUAUAGCCAUGAGUUCGAAAUUCAAAGCUACCUUUGUAAAGAUGGUGGGUCACUGGUGGAUAGCAAGAGAGAAGAAAGAAAAACUUUAA
Molecule: messenger RNA, 1107 nt
Organism: Aplysia californica (California sea hare)
Lineage: Eukaryota; Metazoa; Mollusca; Gastropoda; Aplysiida; Aplysiidae
Exons: 1
Coding region: 1-1107 (368 amino acids)
Biological process (GO): G protein-coupled receptor signaling pathway
Cellular component (GO): membrane
Molecular function (GO): G protein-coupled receptor activity
Source: RefSeq, a predicted model, not a curated record